This is a messenger RNA of Cadophora gregata, 3354 nucleotides long. RefSeq lists its product as uncharacterized. Gene Ontology annotation, biological process: DNA integration; DNA recombination. The transcript is spliced from 8 exons. Bases 1 to 3354 code for a protein of 1117 amino acids. The record is from RefSeq and is a predicted model, not a curated record. Gene Ontology annotation, molecular function: DNA binding. Lineage: Eukaryota; Fungi; Ascomycota; Leotiomycetes; Helotiales; Ploettnerulaceae.
AUGGGCAAGAAGACACCAGAGGAGAAGGCGAAGAGGGCUCGAGAGAAUGGAUUCAAUGAUGACGACCAUGAUAUUGAUGAUUCUAUUGUCCUGAAGGAAAUCAGAGAUUACACUGAUGGGGUGUACAAGGAGCAGAUGGAUAUGUGGCGACUGUUUGCAAAGAACCGUCCAGGCGCAAGCCCUUGCCAUUUUCGCACUUUGAAGCAUUUUGCUGAAUUUGUUGGACUAUCAAUACCAGGUCAGCUAGAGAAGAUGCCGACCGUUGAUACUGUACGUUGCUACAUGCGGCGCUUUACUUCAAUUUGGCCACGAGAAACCGGAGAACAUAUUCCUGAACAGUUGAGGAGAUCACUCACUCAUUAUAUUAAAGGACCGCUUAAGGUGAAAAUCGGCCUAUCAACUGCUCAUCGGGAACGACACUACUUAACCCUGAAGAAAUACCUCAUUCUGGUUCUCGUUAUCUGGGAGAACGAUUGGUCUGAGUUUGAUCAUGAAGCUUCUCGGGUUGGGUUUAGCGCCAAAAUGAAUUUCUAUUGUUAUUCAUCAGCUAGGAUAGGGGAGUUGACGGAAUCUUCAGCUCGAGCAAACAGUGGGAAAGGGCUACGCUACAGAGAUAUCAUUAUGCUGGUUGGGUGGGGCCAGGAUGGGAAACCAGAGAUCCGAAUAGCCUUGACAAGAGAAUUUGCGAAGGGAAAGCAUGACUCACGGAGCAGGCCACAACAUCCAAUGAAUGAAAGCACAACGGGUCUACCGUUUGUUCUCAAUCCUAUUCUGUUUAUCCUCGGCAUCGCUCUCGCCAGUGGUGCAUUCAAGUAUUAUGAAACAGCCGACGAGAUUUUCGAUCUGCAACCCCCACAGUACGAUGACCACUGGAUCUUGGAAUGGGCUGAUCAUAUGCAAGACGUGCCUGUUUUCCAAGGCGCGACUUGCAACGGUCCUACUGGAAAGAUUCAAAAGUCAACCUCGUUCUCAAAGCAGCUUACAAGUGCGGCUCAGUGGGCUGGCUUUCCCAACGUCACUAUUCACGAUGGUAGACGUGAAGCAAUCGUCAAAGCUAACGCUCGUGGCUAUUCGAUCGCCGAAUUGGGGAAAUUUGCCGGGCAAUCAAAUCACAGAGUGUUCCAGACGUACUAUAUGGCCGAAGGGAGCGUAGAUGGCCAAAACAGCUUCCUCAAUCAACCGUGCCGAACUGACUUUAUCGAGGAUAUGCGGGGGAUAUCACUACAUUGUAACCCGGAGCUUUGGCAAUCGCUCCCAGCGAAGAUGCAGCACGAGCUUCAACAGCGACCUGACUUUAUCGCCCUGCAAGAGGAGAUUACAAGCCUGAAUAACAACAUCACCACGGCGACGGACGAAGAGACUGGCCGAAUGCUUCGAGCCCGACGGAAAGCCUUAUAUACGGAACGACAACAGCUCAUCAAAGAAGAGCUAAAGAAGAGCCGUAAAAGUCAACCACGAAAACACCCAUCCCAAGGCAACCAAGGCGAUCGUCACCGCAGCUUUUUCAAUCGUGUUCGCCAUAUGAUGCCCGAACGUGACCGCCUGGCACGAACGUUACCCUUACCGUUCCCCCUCCGAAGCCCUGAAGGCCGGGCUGCUCUCGAAGACCUGAUCGCACUCUACAGGGGCGAAUCUCGUGUGGCUUAUCAACCAGUUCUAAGACCUGUAUUAGGUUGUUGCCCAGUGCCCAGUUGUGAGGAGGGGAUCCAAAGCAUGCCGGUUGCGAAUCAAUGGAGGCAUAUAUACCGUUGCUGGGAAGCGUAUCUUAAAAAACGAUACGGAUACGCCAUCUUCUGCUUCCAAUGUAGUGAAUGGGUGACGAGUGAGGCAGACUGGGAGCUCCACUGUCAAGAUCACCUCGACAAACUCGAAAUGCCUCUACGAUGUGACCCCGUCACUUUCCGCUACGCCACCGCCUGUGCUGGAUACUGCCCCAGUUGUCUUCGUGACUCGACACUGUCAGCUGCCCAGCGAAUGCGUCAAUUCCCCAAGCGGGCACUCUGGCUCGAGCACGUGGAGAAGCAUGUGGAAGAGGACAUCACGGGCAUUGAUUUCAGUAAACCCGUGCUGUGCCUGCAUUCUUUAUGCACUGAACCUUGUGCAUUUGAAUCGCCCCAAGAUCUGCGCGAACACCUCCAAGAUGGCCAUAGUAUUCCGAUGCCUAGCUCAGGGAAGAAGCGUCGAUCUGACACAGAGAACCAGCCAGAUACUCAAGAAGGAAAAUCGGAUACCGUUAAGAGAAAACGCCCGCGACUUCAAGGCAAGCUGCGCACCGCUGUCCUUGAUCCUAAGCCUGGCCGGCCGGGAUGCCACGAGAUUAAAUCUGAGCCUUGGAAUGAGACACCGAAUUACAACUUCGUCAAUUAUUCGGCUGAAGACCUUGAGUCUAGUGGUUCGGACGUCACUAAGCCUCCAACGACAAUAUCCACGAGCUCCAGUCGCGAAGUUACUCGGUAUUCCAGCCCAGCAUCGAGUAUAGAUGAUGCUGGUACUUUUGGACCUACUGACCCGCUUAUAUGCAUUGAUCCUCAGCUUUUCUCUCAACCAAUUGUCCCGCUCAUUAGAGAUGAAUCACUUUGCCCAGCCAGCAUCUCUCCGAGCUCAGCGAUAGCGUCUCCGAACGCAUUCAGCAUCACGUCAGUCCAAGGUACGAUUGAGUCAGAGAAUUGUAUGAGCCUCGACAAAGAAGAGGCCCAUCUAUUGGAGGACGGAAGUUCUGUUGAAGACAUGGCCCCUACUCAGAACGCUGUUAUGCUCGCAAUCGACAGCAAGAACACGAAAGCUAUUUCAACUAUUGGCGACACUCUUUCCCUGGAGGACUUGCCUUCAGCGAUAAGUUCUGACGGUACAGCCUUCAAGCAGGGAAGCCCUACUUGUCUAGACGGUGGUUCUAUGAAUAUCAGUGGAUCACCAACCACCGUCUCCGGCAAGGGUGCUCACAGAAGGAUACCGACAACUGGACUAGGGCGCAUGAAAAGCACAGUAACACAGCCGCUGUGUGGCAGUCAAGGAGUAGGAGACCAGCCUGUUGCAGUCGAAGCCGAGGAAUGCGGGGUUGAAGCGCUGCUUGCCAAGUGGAAUGGAGGCCAGUAUCUUGUGGAGUGGAAAGGCUUUCCAGACGGGCCGAAUUGGUGGGUUAAAAAGAAAGACAUCGACAGAGCGCUUGUCGACGCAUUUGAUGCGACCUAUCAAGGAAAUCAUCUCGGCGUGCAAUUGCUCAAGAAGCGAGUACGGAAGCGAACGGUCGAAUACUUUGUUAAAUGGGCCGGCCGGCCGGAUGAAGAGAAUUCUUGGGUGAAGGAAGCCACCAUAAGUCGUGAACGAAUUAUGGAGUUUGAGGCGAGAGGGAAAUAG